AUGGGAAAAACACAAAAUCUGACCACGCACACAACUUUGAAAAAGAAAAAUAAUGGAAAAGUUUUUUGGACACUAAAUUACUUGCCCUCAGUCACAGGCAAUGGAAUGACCAAACAAUAUAAUGAAUUACAACAACUUUCUUUACAUCAAUUCGUUAGUUUGCUAAUAGUUCUUGAUUAA
Molecule: messenger RNA, 180 nt
Organism: Clunio marinus
Lineage: Eukaryota; Metazoa; Arthropoda; Insecta; Diptera; Chironomidae
Source: the annotation of a GenBank genome assembly